Protopterus annectens (West African lungfish) is the source of this 8213-nucleotide messenger RNA. It is a transcript of the gene CACNA1H, whose product is annotated as calcium voltage-gated channel subunit alpha1 H. Bases 15 to 7010 code for a protein of 2331 amino acids. Lineage: Eukaryota; Metazoa; Chordata; Ceratodontiformes; Protopteridae. Gene Ontology annotation, cellular component: plasma membrane; neuron projection; voltage-gated calcium channel complex. The transcript is spliced from 33 exons. The record is from RefSeq and is a predicted model, not a curated record. Gene Ontology annotation, molecular function: voltage-gated sodium channel activity; low voltage-gated calcium channel activity. Gene Ontology annotation, biological process: positive regulation of calcium ion-dependent exocytosis; neuronal action potential; calcium ion import.
UCGAGCAUUUUAGCAUGCUUGUUAUCCUUCUGAACUGUGUCACACUAGGGAUGUUUCAGCCAUGUGAAGAUGUAAAGUGCAAGUCGGAAAGAUGCACUAUUCUAGAGGCGUUUGAUGCCUUCAUUUUUGCGUUCUUUGCUGUCGAAAUGGUCGUAAAGAUGUUAGCUCUGGGAAUAUUCGGACCAAAGUGUUACCUUGGAGACACAUGGAAUCGUCUGGAUUUUUUUAUUGUUAUGGCAGGGAUGCUGGAAUAUUCCCUUGAUGGUCACAAUGUGAGCUUAUCUGCAAUCCGUACUGUCCGGGUUCUCAGGCCGCUUAGAGCCAUUAACAGGGUGCCUAGUAUGCGAAUACUGGUGACCCUGCUGUUAGAUACUCUGCCUAUGUUAGGCAAUGUCCUUCUUCUCUGCUUCUUUGUCUUCUUUAUAUUUGGAAUUGUUGGUGUACAGCUGUGGGCAGGACUGCUGAGAAACAGGUGUUUCCUCGAUAGCAGCUUUGAGAAUUAUAAUAUUUCUUUUCUGCGGCGAUAUUACCUAUCUGAUGAGGCGGAAGAAAAUCCCUUUAUUUGUUCAUCUGAUCGAGAUAAUGGCAUGCUUAAAUGUCAAGACAUUCCGAAACAGAAAGUGAAUGGGAUUGAGUGCUCUCUUAGUAUGGAUUAUUACAAGCAUAGCUGGCACGGCAUGAAUACAAAUAUUAAAAAUGACUGCAUAAACUGGAACCAAUAUUACAAUGUAUGCAAAACAGGGGAUGUAAACCCGCACAGUGGAGCUAUUAACUUUGAUAAUAUUGGGUAUGCUUGGAUAGCUAUCUUUCAGGUCAUAACCUUGGAGGGAUGGGUGGACAUCAUGUACUAUGUUAUGGAUGCACAUUCUUUUUACAAUUUUAUAUAUUUUAUACUGCUUAUAAUAGUUGGAUCUUUCUUCAUGAUUAACCUGUGCCUCGUAGUGAUAGCAACACAGUUUUCAGAAACAAAGCAGCGGGAAAACCAGCUGAUGCAGGAGCAGCGUGCUCGUUUUCUCUCUAACGAUAGCACAAUUGCAAGCUUCUCAGAACCUGGCAGCUGCUAUGAGGAGCUUAUCAAAUACAUUUGCCACAUUUUCAGAAAGGUAAAACGACGAUUGCUGCGACUAUACAAUAACUGGCAGAGCAAACGCAGAAAGAAAGUCAACCCUAACAACACUGUAAAUGGACAAGGCAGAAAUCACAGGAGUAAAAGAAGGAUUAAGUCCAUUCAUCAUUUAAUUCAUCACCAUCAUCAUCAUCACCACCACCAUUACCAUAUAAGUAAUGGGAAUUCCAGAGGACCAAGGGGAAGUCCUGAGAUCUGUGAUGUGGAAAUGAAAUCAGUGAAGUCAGGCAGUCAACUAAUGCUUCCAUCCCCAACACUGAACCUUCAAAACCCUCCAUCAGGCACUGAAUCUGUCCACAGCAUCUAUCAUGCAGAUUGUCACUUUGAAGGGCCGCAGGUUAAAUGCAAGUCUUCCAAUGCAACGACUAGUGUCAAACUCUAUACCGGACUGUCCCGUCAUGGUAGCAUGAACUAUCCAACGAUAAUGCCAUCUAUGACCAAUAGGGCAAGCUUGACACCAAAAGCAAAGAGAAAUAAAAGCAACAGCAGCACCCCUGUAAAGAUGGGUAGGGGCUCUGCUAACCACAACACAGACCCAUAUGGGAAACUUCAUCAUUUUGUGGGGGAGCAUGGGCUCUGUAGGGCUUCCAGUAAGUUGUCGGGCAUUAGUUUAACAUGUUCUGUUUCUAAUGCUCAGUCAGGCACGUUAACCUGUGAACUCCAAAACUGCCCUUACUGUGCCAGUGUUUUGGAAAACCCUGAAUUAGAGAUCAGUGAAUCAGAGAGUGGCGAUUCAGAUCAUGAAGCAUUUUAUGAAUUCACACAAGAUUUGAGACAUACAGACCAAAGAGAUCAUAUACGACAGAAGAAGAAGAAACCAAAGAAGGAUAAAAACAAAAUAGCCCAGCUCUGGACAAGGUUCUGUGAAAAACUAAAAAGAAUUGUAGAAAGCAAAUAUUUUAACCGUGGGAUUAUGAUAGCAAUUUUAAUCAACACUUUGAGUAUGGGGAUCGAAUAUCAUGAACAGCCUGAUGAGUUAACAGAUGCAUUGGAGAUCAGUAACAUUGUCUUCACUAGCAUGUUCGCUCUCGAAAUGGCACUCAAAUUGCUUGCUUUUGGUCUCUUUGGUUAUAUCAAGAACCCCUACAACAUAUUUGAUGGGAUUAUUGUCAUCAUUAGUGUGUGGGAAAUUAUUGGCCAGUCUGAUGGAGGGCUUUCUGUGCUUCGAACCUUCCGGCUUCUCAGGGUGUUAAAGCUGGUUCGGUUUAUGCCUGCUCUACGACGUCAGCUGGUAGUCCUGAUGAAGACAAUGGACAAUGUGGCUACUUUCUGCAUGCUGCUUAUGCUCUUCAUCUUCAUCUUCAGCAUUCUUGGGAUGCAUCUUUUUGGGUGCAAAUUCUGCCUGAAGACCCCUGAUGGAGACACUAUCGCUGACAGGAAGAACUUUGAUUCCUUACUCUGGGCCAUUGUAACUGUUUUUCAGAUCCUUACCCAGGAGGACUGGAAUGUUGUUCUUUAUAAUGGGAUGGCAUCUACUUCUUCAUGGGCUGCCCUCUACUUUGUGGCUCUGAUGACAUUCGGCAACUAUGUCCUAUUUAAUCUCUUAGUGGCCAUUUUGGUAGAAGGCUUUCAAGCAGAGGGUGAUGCAAAUAGAUCAGAAACUGAUGAAGAUAAAGCAUCCGCUAAUCUUGAUGAUGACCUAGAAAAAAUUAAGGAACUGCAUUCUCCAGAAAUGAAGAUGUAUUCUUUUAUGAUGACACCAAACGGACAUCUGGAUUCCCGAGGAAGUCUACAGCCUCCAGUCAUUUUACGCACUGCCGCCACACCAAUUCCCACACCAAAGAGCUCACCAUACAUGGAUUCUGUCCAUACUUUUGUUGAUUCCAGGAGAGGCAGCAGUGCAUCAAUGGAUCCAAUGUGCUAUGAUCAAAAAUCAAUGUCCAGUAUACGCAGUUCACCUUGUCCUCCAUGGAGUGCCAACAGUAACUGGGGAAGCCGAAGAUCAAGUUGGAAUAGCCUUGGAAGGGCACCAAGCCUGAAAAAGAAAAACCAGUCAGGAGAACGAGAGUCUUUGCUCUCCGGAGAGGGCAAAGAGAGUGUGGAUGACUGUGACUCAGAUGAUGCAAAGUCCAGCAAAGCAGGCAGUGCCAGUGGUGGUUCCCUGCAUCAUCGAGCAGAAUCUGUUGACACCAAGAGUUCUUUAGACCUACCAGAGUUACUACAGGUCCCUGCUGUGCGCCAUCCUGUCACUCUUAGCCCUGUCCCUUCAGAAUACAUGGACUGCAAUGGCAAAUUACGGCACAUGCCCAAUGACUUCCUUCUUCGAAUGGACAACCACAAAGAGGAAGCCAUGGAUUACGAUGAUGACAUUGAUGAUAGCUACUGUUUUCGGAUUCGGAAAAUACUCGAGCCUUACAAACCAGAAUGGUGCAAAGCCCAUGAGGAUUGGUCACUUUAUCUAUUUUCCCCUCAGAACCGGUUCCGUGUAAUGUGCCACAAGAUCAUUGCCCACAAGAUGUUUGACCAUGUGGUUUUAGUCUUUAUAUUCCUGAACUGUAUCACCAUCGCCUUGGAGAGGCCUGAAAUUGAUCCACACAGCACUGAGCGAAUAUUUUUAACAGUCUCAAAUUAUAUUUUUACUGUCAUUUUUGUGGCUGAAAUGACAGUGAAGGUUGUUGCUUUGGGAUUUUUCUCUGGUGAAAAAACCUACCUUCAAAGCAGCUGGAAUGUUCUGGAUGGAGUUCUGGUCUUUGUAUCAAUAAUUGACAUCAUCGUCUCUUUAGCAUCUGCUGGAGGAAAUAAGAUUUUAGGGGUUCUUCGUGUCUUAAGACUACUUAGAACACUACGACCUCUCAGAGUCAUCAGCCGUGCACCAGGUUUGAAACUAGUAGUGGAGACCUUAAUAUCUUCCUUGAGGCCAAUUGGUAAUAUUGUGCUUAUUUGCUGUGCUUUCUUUAUCAUCUUUGGAAUCCUUGGUGUGCAGCUCUUUAAAGGCAAGUUCUACUGCUGUGAAGGCCCAAACACAAAGAAUGUCACCAACAGAUCAGACUGUGAGCAUGCCAACUACAAAUGGGUGCGGAGGAAGUACAACUUUGACAACCUGGGCCAGGCACUAAUGUCUCUGUUCGUACUGUCAUCUAAGGAUGGUUGGGUCAAUAUCAUGUACGAUGGAUUGGAUGCAGUGGGGAUAGACCAGCAGCCUCACCGGAACAACAACCCAUGGAUGCUUCUCUAUUUCAUCUCUUUCCUGUUGAUAGUGAGUUUCUUUGUGCUAAACAUGUUUGUUGGUGUAGUCGUUGAGAACUUCCACAAAUGUCGAGUGCAUCAAGAAGCUGAGGAGGCACGUCGCCGGGAGGAAAAACGUCUCAGACGUCUGGAGAAAAAGCGUAGAAAAGCCCAGAGAAGGCCAUACUAUGCAGAUUAUUCUCCUGCUCGACUCUACAUCCACACAUUGUGCACUAGUCAUUAUCUGGACCUCUUCAUCACAUUUAUUAUAGGAAUCAAUGUGGUUACCAUGUCCAUGGAGCACUACAACCAACCACGGUCAUUGGAAGAGGCGCUUAAAUACUGCAACUAUUUCUUCACCAUUGUAUUUGUGUUUGAAGCUGUUCUCAAACUAGUUGCUUUUGGAAUCCGAAGAUUUUUCAAGGACAGAUGGAAUCAGCUUGACCUUGCUAUAGUGCUGCUAUCAAUAAUGGGAAUUACACUUGAAGAAAUUGAAAUUAAUGCCUCACUUCCUAUCAAUCCGACCAUCAUUCGUAUCAUGCGAGUGCUGAGAAUUGCAAGAGUGCUGAAAUUACUUAAAAUGGCAACUGGAAUGAGAGCUUUGCUGGAUACCGUUGUGCAAGCAUUACCACAGGUUGGGAACCUGGGACUUCUCUUCAUGCUCCUGUUUUUUAUCUAUGCCGCCCUGGGAGUUGAGUUGUUUGGCAAGCUUGUUUGCAAUGAUGAAAAUCCAUGUGAAGGUCUGAGUAGACAUGCAACAUUUGAAAACUUUGGUAUGGCUUUUUUAACACUGUUCAGAGUUUCUACUGGUGACAACUGGAAUGGAAUUAUGAAGGACACAUUACGGGAAUGCCACAGUGAUGACAAGCAUUGCCUUAGUUACCUCCCUUUGAUCUCCCCGAUUUAUUUUGUCACUUUCGUUCUGAUUGCUCAGUUUGUUCUUGUCAACGUGGUAGUGGCUGUCCUAAUGAAGCAUCUAGAAGAAAGCAACAAAGAGGCAAAAGAAGAUGCUGAGAUGGAUGCUGAGAUUGAGUUAGAAAUGUCUCGUGGCCUGAGCUCCACCACGUUUAGUGAUGGGCAUACCUCUGCCCUGGAAAGCAGGACUUCAUAUAUAGGAGCAGAAGCCAUGAAACCAGGUUCACCACUACGUGGAACACCAGCUCUGGAGGAUACUCAGUAUGGGAGAGCCAUUAGAGAUGGCCCAAGAGAAAACCUCCUAACAGUCAGGAAAAUUUCAGUGUCUAGAAUGCAUUCCUUGCCAAAUGACAGCUACAUGUUUCGUCCUGUAAAACCAGCUAAAGCACAUUACCCUCUAACAGAAAUGGAUUCAUUUCAAUGCAAAUCACAAACAGGGUCAGUGACAUCUGUUCAAUCCCAGCCUGCUGAAUCCACUUCAUUUCUUAGAAUUCCAGAAGAACCAUUUCAGCCAUCAUCUGCUCCUUGUAGUGAUACCAUUAACCUUCCUAAGAUUCCUCCCCCUCACCUAGCACCAAAGUCUCCCAGUGUGACCAGAUUGCUGCGCAGACAGGAAGCUAUUAGAAUGGACUCAUUAGAUUUUCAGAGUAUUGAUUCAAAGGAUAGCCUCCAAGUGCAGUCUAAUGACAGUCUGCAAAUCAAGGUGCCUUCUCAGCAAACAUUAGUCCCUCCUUUAUUCUGUCCAAAUCCACUGUCUCCACAAGUAACUCCACAACCUUCUCCUAUUUUACGGUCUUACAGCAGGGCAUCCAGUGUCCAUACUCACAAGCAGGUAUAUAGCCAGCACAGUAUUCCAGGCAGAACCUCACAUCGAAAUAGCCACGGUACUAGUACUGGAAGUUCUGUGUUUGAAAGUAUAGAUCCAGCAGAUGAGGAAGUAAGGAAUAUAAACAGUUCAGUAAAAGAGCAGAGAGGACACUCUGAGGGAAGAAGUCUUUCACUAUCACCUUUUAUUUCCCCAUCUGCUUCACCCAUUCCCUUAAAGAAUUGCAACAGUACAAUCAGUCUAGCUGGACUCAGUAGCAAAGAUAAAGAUUUAAAGAAAUUCUAUAGUGUUGAUGCACAGGGAUUCUUGACGAAACCAUCCUGGUCAGAAGAUCAGAGAAGGCAUUCAAUUGAAAUAUGUCCAUCUUUUGAUGAUGCAGAUACAAGUAUUGAAGAAUUUUUAGAUCAAAAAGAGAGCCUUUCUAAAGGCCUUCAGUCACAGUCAGAAUAUAAUCAUGGUACUCAAAGAAAGAAGAAGAUGAGCCCGCCCUGCAUCUCCAUAGAACCUCCCACAGAAAGUGAAAAUUCCAAUAAAUCUCUCACAAAGACAUCUGAAAAUAGCAUGUUAUUACGUAGGCGAACACCAUCAUGUGACUCUACAGCUUAUAAAGACUCUUUAGAUCUUUUAGAUCCUCAAUCUGGGGAUCAGACUUUUAAGGGUGAAAGAAGAGCUGUGCCAUCCUGUCGAAGUGAACAUCUUUCUAUUCCAAAUUUUGCUUUUGAUCAAGCAGAUGGAAGCUCUCUACGUAAUCUCCCUGAUCUCCAAUCUGAUACAAAUCAGUUAGUGCACCACUCAGCAGUGUCUGUGGACUUCAGGUCAGAUAAAGGAGAUCUGGAAAUGAAGAAAAUGAAUCAUUUAAAUGUUUUGUCUGAGAACUCUGAAAAUAAUGAGUUAAGUGUUCCCAAGAGUCCUUUAAGGAAACGAGGGCUUAUUCGCAUGGCUAGAACACAAGAUGAAGACAUAGAUGACCCAGUAUAGCUUUUAUAGAAUCAAAGUGCAUUGUUAAAUACUUUUUUCUAAAAUAGAGGGGUACAAUAAUUGCAGUUUUUUUCUGACAAAGAACUGCUCAAGAGACCAAAUGACUGCUGAGAUUAGAUGUCAUGCCUUUUAACUUAAUUUCUCAUUGACACCAUAGGAAAGGUUAUGGCCACCACUCAUUUUUCAUUGGUGACCAUUUGGCCUUCUAUUAAGGAAAUAUUUUGAGAACCUGAUGGGGCGUUAGAAGAACCACUGUGUUUCCUGUAUUCAGUUGCUGUUUACUUGAUAUAUGGAAUUUUGCAAAAGGAAUAUAUAAAACGGGAUAUGCAAAUAUCUAAUAAAUGAAACUUGGACUAGUUCCCCACAUUACUCAAUCACAUUGAUUCGGGUUUGCUUAUAUCUUCAUAGGCACUUUAUUGUGCACAGCCACAGUAUGCAAAAGUGCCCCAAAGACAUGAACUGUAAAAUGUAUGUAUAUCUGCAGUAUAAAUAGAAAUAAUGUAUUGUGAAAAAAUAUGUCUUCAUAAUGCACAUAUUUUUAUAUAGAAUUAUACUGUUUUGCACACAUUGAUUUGAAUUCAGACUAUGAUGGUGUUUUAUGGUGUUACAACCUAUAUGUAAAUUAGAUCCAUUCCUUUUAGAAUGUGUUUCUUUUUAUUAUUGCCUGCAUCAGAAACAUGUUCCUGCCUGCUGCUUUUUUUCCUUUUUUCUACCAUAUUGUCCUACAUUAAGAACCAAACUGCUAAUGAAUUGUAACCUGUGCAAUAAUUAAGUUAUUCAUUCCAUAUUUCUUAAUUGAAUUGAUUUUUCCUUUACUGAAUCCAGGAUUGCAAUAACCGAAAAAAAUGUUACCAAUAAGGUGCAGUAACUAAAGACAAGAUAAAAAUGGAGAACAUAGUAAGUUAUUAAAUAAAAUGUAUUAUUUUUGUUUGCAGUCAAAGUAAAUUAUUAAUACUGAAGUACAAAGAUAUGUUUGUCUAAGUGAAGUCCACUGUGGAAAUUUUAAGUUGGCAGGGUAUGUUUAUCAACAAUAUGCCAUUGAAGUUACAGUUGUAUGUCUAAUUUAUUUUAAUUAAUUAUCUCCAAAAAUUCUACUCUGCCACUUUACUAGUAAUCUGGUUUGAAAAAGAAGAAUUGUUUUACAUUUUCCAGCUUUGGAUCAGUACACGGCUUCACUCGCAAUUAAAAUCAUCUGUGCACAUA